AUGGCUUCUUCCAUCAAAAUCUCUAGGCUCAUUUCUCGCUCAAUUUCUUCUGCAUCUUCUUCUACCUUGUUCUCUCGAGGUGGGAAUGGCGGUUAUCGGGGUGGAUUACUUGCUAAAUAUAGCACAGCUGCUGUUGUUGAUGAACAGCCGAUUAAACCGUUGGUGCAAGUAGAGCAUAUUGGGCUCUUAAUUGAUGGAAAGUUUGUUGAUGCUGCUUCUGGGAAAACAUUUCCAACAUUGGAUCCAAGGACCGGGGAAGUGAUUGCCCAUGUUGCGGAGGGUCACUCUGAAGAUAUUGAUAGGGCUGUUGCAGCUGCACGCAAAGCAUUCGAUAUAGGCCCGUGGCCUAAGAUGACAACCUAUGAAAGCAAAAGAUAA
Vicia faba (fava bean) is the source of this 378-nucleotide messenger RNA. Lineage: Eukaryota; Viridiplantae; Streptophyta; Magnoliopsida; Fabales; Fabaceae. The record is from the annotation of a GenBank genome assembly.